GAUUAAAUGGAAACAUGUAAAGAUGGCAAAGAAAUGUAGAAAUCUGUAGUUUAGUUACAGUAUGUGACUUAUAUCUAAAUGUAUAGGUGCGUUUGAACAUACUUUCUAAAUUCACCCCAGUACAACAUAUUUGUUAUUCAAAAACAGCAACACGUUUUUGGGUACACUCUAUAAUGAUUUUUCUACUCUCAGCCAACAUAUCUGUGACAUUUAUAUAAAGUGCAUUUAUUUGCAUACCAUAUGCUGUGGAUGUCUUGUCUUUGCUAGUUCUUCUGUCCCUGCUGGGCCAUCUAUGUCAUUAAAGAAGUGCAAGUCAUGGAUAACCCUUCUAAUCUUGAUGGCUUUGAAGGACUGCCUUUAGACAUGUGGUUCAACCAGUUACAGUCCCAUCAGGAAAACCCUUCAAGCGUAUUUCCCCACCCUUCCAGCCAACCAUUACGAGAUUACCCAAUGCAUACCAACAGAACAAUGCCAGUGACUUUUUCUAUGGAAAACUCCUUAGCUCAAGUUAGUCAAAGCUCUCAUUUGAUGAAUUCAUCCCUCCUCUCCCAGUAUGGCCUUUCUAUGCAGAGUCAACCUGAGCACCAACUUAAUGAACGUUCUGCUUGGACUCAUAUGAUGUCUCUUGAUCAGUCUCUGGGCUCUUAUGGAGCUCACGAUUCAAUCAGACAUAUGCAAAACAGAUAUUCUCCAUUAGAUGAGCUGGGGGAAAAAAACGAUAGUUUGAUCAAGAGCCAUCCUAUCUCAAACUUUUCCAGCAUUAAUUCAACUAGAACACCAUUCACCUCUGCUGUUGCUAGCUCUGUGUCUGAAAGCCAUAACACUUACUACCAACAUCCUACUCAAAACUCUUCUCAUGAGAAAGCCGUUCAGCAUUUGGGUCAGUUAAUGAACUUGUCAAAAGCAUCAAAUAUUGAGAAAGCCUCUCAUCCUUUAACCGUGGUCACUGACAUGAAUUCACUGGAAUCUUCAGGGGAGUAUUCUCCAGUCUCACCUCCUACCACAGUGGCAGAUAAACUUUCAAUAUCUAGAUCACUUAUGAAUCAAGGGCGAGUAGCAGAGCUACUGAUGAGAGAAAAUGAUGUUGCUGUGAGCUAUGCUCCCUCCCUAUCUUCCUCUGACCCUACCGACAUUUUUAGCUAUUUUUCUAAGAUGGAGCAAGGCCCCACAGGCCUUCCUUCACAAAGUAUUCAGGAUAAUAAAGUACUCACACAUAUGCUUCACUCUGGCAGCACAUACAAUGAGAUACCCAGUCCUUCAGAUACACCAUUAGACAUGACUACAGCUAUCAGCACAAAGACUGAUAAAACUCAGUCAUUGCUUCCAGAAUUGAUGAGAGCUCCUGUUCAUGUACCUGUGAGUGGCACUGUAGCUGGUAAUGACAAGCUACCACUUCUACAUACUUUGUUGAACAAAAGCAAAGUGUUAUCUUCUGACAAUAUGGAAACACCAUCUGAUGUCACUAACAAACAGCAGCUGGAACUAUCCAUCAGCUCUCAGGCUAAGCUUGUUAAACCACUCAAAAGCACACCCAAAAAGUCCAACUUUUACGGUAGGGAUGCAUCUCUCUUCUCAUUCCCUUCACAAGAGCCAGAUAAUGAUUCUUCUCAGCCUUGUGUUGUGGAUGAAUCCUCUACAAAUAUUGAAAACAAGAGCGACAGCCUUAAAGAAGAAACAGACAGAUCUUCAGGAAAAAAUAGUGGUGAGAAAUCUGAGAACAGUUUCACUGAUGUUUGGGAUUCCACAAAUCCUGAAGAUGUGUCUACUAUAGAUUUAUCUUUAAAUAACAGCUCUGGGGACAAUAAUGGCGAUUCAAUGUUUCCUCUAAACUCUUCAGACAACACUUUUGGAUCAGGAUUUAAUGCCAGUUUAGCUCAAUCUAUUGAUUCGUUCAUUGAGGAAUCUACAAGAAAAACUGUUGAAAGUGAUAAUGAUACUGAGGUGGAAGAAGAAAAGAGUCUUGUGUUAGCUGAAGAAACACAUAAUAAUGAAAUUGACAACAGUUCAUUUGAUGUAAAAAUGAUUGUAAAUAAUAGUGAACCACAAAACCUUGAUAAUCCAGAAAAUGAAUUUUCUAGUACACCACCCAUUCGUGGCAAGGCUAAAGCUACUAGAGGAAGGAAACGUAAAGCUUCUGGUCUUCCACCCAAGCCUAGAAAGCAGCCAACCAGAAAACAAGGUCGUGCCAAAAAAACUAAAGCAGCCAUAAGCCAUGAGGAUGAAACCUUGGUUAACACAGAAGUUCAACUUGAGGAGGCUGGUGAGCCUGUAGUAAAUACUAUUCCUAAGAAAAAGAGGGCUCCACCAAAGGCUCGUGAAGUCUUACAGGAGGUAACACCACGGCGAAGUUCUAGCCGCAAAUCAAAAGAUAAUGCAAUGAGACUUAUUGAGCAACAGGCAGACUCUAAUUACUCUGACUUUCGUCAAGCAGAUGAAGAUGAAGAAGAAGAGCAAGCCACAGAAAAAAAAUCUUUGCGAAGCUCCAGAAAGACUCCAGUGCAUUCAAAGUUGAUUGAUGAGGCAAGUGACGAAGAGACAAUUGAGGAAAAAAGUGAUGAUGACUAUGUGAUUGAUGAAGAUGAAGCGCAUGUGAUAGAAGAGGAUGAUAUUUUUGAAGCUGAAUCUGACAAAGUUAAAAAAUCUACAGAGAGAAAAGUGGGGGGUCUUAAAAUAUCCAUCAAGUUGAGUGGUAACUCUUCAGCAGAAAUAGUUUCUGGCAUCUCAGACUCACCACUGAAAAAGAAAAGAAAGGCUGCAAAAAAGAAAAAUAGCAAAGCCAAAAAUAAGAAACUAUUAAGCGAAGAAAUACCAGCAGAUACUGCAAUGGAGACUGAAGAAUUAGGAGACUGUGGUCUAGCUGUUAAAGAGCAGCAAUCAGAUGAAAAGGCAACAGCAGAAUCUGCAAGUGAUGCAACAGAAAAACACAUGUCUUUAAUGGAAAAAUAUUUCUCUAGUGCUAAUUCUGCUACAGUGGCCCGACAAACCCAGAAAACACAAGUGAAAGGCAACAAAAUGAAAAAGAAAGUAGGGGUUGUUAGUGCAAAGAUAAAAACUGGUCGAAAGAAAUUGGAAGAUUCUGGUGUAAAACAAAAGUCAUCUGUUAAAUUUGAUAUUGAUAAAGAUGAGAAGAUGGAGAAGGCAAUGGAUAAGGAGGACUCAGAUUCUAACACUCCAAAAUUUGUGUGUGGUUAUUGUCCACAGCGGUACCACAGUAAGCAAGAUCUUAUGACCCAUAUGGAAGACCACAUGAUGGAGAUGGAGGCUAAAGAUACUGCCCCCACCCCAGGGACAGAUGAGAAGAAGAAAAAUAAUGAAUAUUUGGGGCAAGCCAUCAAUAGCAGGGAUCCCAGGGCACAUAGAAGUCCCACAAAUGGCAGCUCACAGCCUUUAAAUAAACAGUCUAUGUCUGAUAAAAAGAUGAAGUUGGUUGUUGAACUCAAUAAAGAUUUGGAUGCUCAAAGUGAAUUAGCAAAAGCUAAAUUCAAGUGUGGAGAAUGUGGGGAGAUGUUCACAUCAAAGCCUUCUCUCCUGGACCAUGUACGUAUCCAUACAGAUGACAAACCAUUCGAAUGUGAUAUUUGCCAUAAAUGUUUCACAGAGAGAAAUCUUUUGUCAGCGCAUCGCAAGACCCAUGUUCCAGAAAAGCUGUUACGCUGUCAUAUGUGCAGCAAAGCUUUUGUUGACAAGGCAGAUCUAAACCAUCACAUGCAAUCUCAUCCUAAACGUUCAGGGGUGAACCAACCUGGGAAAUUUGACCUAGCUCAUAAAAAGACGUUUAAAAAGGUUCCCCAAGACGCCCAAGAUAAAGUGGCCUCUUUUCCUCCCAAAAAACCCACAUCUUUUGCUUCUGCCUUGAGUGGUGAAAUAGAAACUGUUGAUAAAGAUGAUAGUAAUGCACCUCUUGUUUUGCAUUUAAAAAGGGGUGGAGAGACAUCCGUCACAAAUGUUCCCAAAACUACAAGCAGUGGUAGUAAUUUAAUAGCAAAAAGUAUUUCAGCUGACUCUAAACUUGUUCCUAAGACAAUACAGUCAAGUGUUCCAAAGUUGAAAAUAAACAUCCCUGAAGCAAAAUUAAAAGUACCCGACAAGAUAGAAGCUCCUAGAACAAAAGAGAGUGAAAAACCCAACAUAAUUAGACCACUAAGUAAUGCCAAACCUGCUUCAAAUAACAACAAACCUGCUACAAGUAAUCCACCUGCAAAUAAAACAGAGCAGACUCCAGAUGGAGUCUGUAACUGUAAAGAAUGUCCUGACUGUGUCACUAGAUUCCUCCAGAGUUUUGAUUGAACUUUUGAACAUUGUACCUUGUUUUUUUCUUGUCUUCAUUAAAUGGAAUGAGCAGAUGAAUGCCAGGUAACAAUUGUUUUCCAUCUUAUUUGAUAAGUAUCCUGUUCAAAUAUUUGUGUGUGUGUUGUUGGAUUUGCACUUACUGUAAUAACAGUGAGUAUAAUGUUCUGAUGAAACAAUGUAAAAGAGCACAACCUUCAAACUUUGUUCUUUUGAAUGUGAUCACUUGCUAGUUCAAAGGUGUGUUCUUUUGUAAGGGCAAAUGAAUUUUUUUUUUCUUCUUUCUUCUUAUUCUCUUCUGUUUUCAAAGUUUGUUAGCAAUAAUUUAUCACAUGGACAUUUAUGUGGCAAUAAAUUUUGGUGAAAUCAUUUUGACAAUUUUACACAUUUACUAUCUAAUCAUAUUGCUGAAGAAAGUUCUUUUUAUGACACAAGUUACUUACUCAGCUAGUCUGUGCUAAUGUAAUGUCACUUUAGCACUUACUUUUUUUUUUUCUUUCAACAUAAAAAUACAAUAAAGUAUUAGUAGACCGACCAUAUAAGCAAUGAAAUAUCAGAAAUUAAAAAUUUGCACUUAAUAAAUUUAUCAACUUUAAUAGCAAAAAAAAAAUAUUUUUUUAAAUGAAAAUAUAUUUAUUAUAGUAUAGAAUUGUUUGAAGCCACUAAAUUAACUUUUUUCUUCUGGCCUUUGUGUAACAGAAACAUACACAGAUUAAAAUUUACCAAGACUAGGUCUUAAGUAGAAGUUUAUCAUGGUAAUUGUGUUAGUAUUUAUACUGUUCUUUAUUUAUUUUAUCAAACAAUGGUGUAGAGCAUUACAUUAACUUGAAUUUUUUAAAUUAUCAAAUUAGUUGUGAAAAUUUGCAUCUAAGUUUAUUUUUACUGUAAACAAAAUUUUUAACAUUUAGUAAUGUUCAUUUGAAUUAUGUGAUUGAGUUUUACUGUUAUGUAUUUGCAAGCCAUAAUCCAUUAAUGCUUCCACUCAAAUCUAUACUCUCGCAUUUAUUUAGGAAGGCUGUGAAUGUUUCACACUAAUCUAGAAUUGGUGAGAAUGAUUACUAUGAAUAUUCUUGCCGCUUUUACAUACAUUUGAUAGUAUAUGUAAAAUAGCAAAGUAGGUUUUGGGUUAACCAUAUACUUUUAAGAACAUUGUAUGUUUUCAUGAAUCUUCAGUGUGGAUGGAAAAUGUUUUAUGUUCAAAGUUUUGUGAAAUAUCUCUACAAAUGUUAUUAUUUAACACCUUAGUUUUUAAGAGACAUUAAAACAAAAAUUAUGAUGAAUUCUGUGAAAUCACAAACAAUGUUCCUUAUUUGACUAAAAAAAAACAACUAUUCUUUUGUUAUGUGAUUGUUUUAAGAUUUCUUUAGGAAAGUUAUUAAUGAAAUGAUACCUUGAUUCAGUUGGCAUGGUUUUGUUUUAAAAUUGGUAUGUUGAUUUCUUUUACAUGAAGCCAUACCUCAUUAUAUCCCAGUUCAUUAAGCCACAUUGAUUUCUUUUAUAUACAAGAUCCAGAGUUUGUUAUAAACCAAGUGUUGACGCUUGCUGUUAAGCUACAACUAAAUAUGCUUAGGUGUUUUAGAGUAAAAAUAAUAAUAUUCAUUUGAUGGAAUUACUCUUUUUUUUUUUUUUUCAAAUUGAAUACCAUUCUUGCAAUAAAAAAUGAAAAAAAUAUAACCUCUUUUUUUUUUUUUUUUUUUUUUAAGCUCUUUUAAUUUUUGACAUAAUCACCUAAAGGUAAUUAGUAUUUUUAAAAGUAUGCUUUUUCACAAGCUACUGUAGAACAGUUAAUUUAAAUUUAGCUUGUUAAAUGUUAUGAUCACAUCAAAUAUCAUUUUAUGAAAAAGAAAUAUAUAUUUUUUGCAUAUAACUUCCUUAAAUUGGCUUUUUCUGUCAUGUAAAUUUCUUAGAACAUUAUAUACUACUUUUCAAAGUUAAUUAUCAAACAUCAUGUAUAGUAUUAGCUAGAACUAUCUGCAUAAUAAUUAAUUUUAUUUGGAUUUGAUUUUAAUUAUUAUGAAACUUUUGCUGCCGCAAAAAAAGCUGUGCACCUUCCUCUCUUCUCUCUAAAUAUGAAGUUAUUGAAAUAAAUUAUUUAUUUUUUUUAGAUUAUGCCAAAGUUUUCGCAGCUCUACAGAGAAUAUGAAUUUGUAUGCAUUUCAUACUUUACUUUUUAUUUAUUUAUUUUUUAAAUUGUCAAUUUAAAGAAAAUGGGGAGAAGCUACAUAAUUACACCAAGAAAGAUAGUUUUUGGACCUACUUCUUUCUAAAUUCUGUUAAUAUAUGGUUAGUUAAAUUUCUAAACAUUAAUAAACUAGCAAAGGAAGAGGUUAUGUCUCAUUUUAUUUAAACUAUUAGUACUUGUACAUUUAUUGUAAUACAUGUAGCUAUUACACACACAUAAACACAAAUUAUGCUAAGAACAUUAUAUAGAUGUAUGGAAAAUUCUUUUUUUUUUUUUAUUGAAAUUUUUCUCUAGUUUUGUGUGAUUAGGGUGUUUUAUUUUUUUAAAUUAAUGUAUUUAUUGCUUUUUUGUGUUUGUUUGUUUUUUUCUAUUUUUAUGUUUACAUAUUUCAAUUAAAUGUAGUUUGAGUUAUACCAAUUCACUUUUUUUUUCUCAUGUUGAACUUUGUAUAUAGCAGAAUUAAGGAUUGGUACAUCAAAUUUUUUUUUUCUUUUUUUUUUUUUCCUGCCUUAGAUAUUGUUUUUUUAAAUGGGGAAUGAUGCACUUUGACAUAGCACUAUCAGAAUAUCUGCGACUAUUUCGCUUUCACAGUUUGGUAUCUGCUGUUUGAUUUUGUUUAUGUAUAAGCACCAUUUCAUUUUCUCUUUAAAGAAAUUACCUUACUGAAAGUCAGUUGUCUCACUAUACGCUGUAGAACAGAUUAUUGCAAGCUAUUGUUUUUUUUUUUCUUGUUUGUUAUUUUAAAGUAUUUUCAUAUUAGUCUUUUUAAAGAAUGUUAACCUUUAUUGCUUGCAGACAAUGACAAGGUCAUCUAUGUAAUCUGGUCUCAAUGUUCAUGUCCUCUCAUGUAUUAAGGCCAAUGUAUUUUAUGUGUAGAUAAAAAUUGUGAGAAUAGUUUGGUAGGUAUGUGAAACAUACAGUACACAAUAGGCUUAAUUCUUGUCAUUUUCAGUCUUUCAUCUGUGAGAAUGUUCUGAUUUUGUCUUAGCUGAUGUGUAUCUAGUAAAAUCAUGUUAUUUGUGAGACUGUCUUGUGAUGUAAUAUGUGGUCUCCAAUGUCAUAUAUUCACGAGUGGGGCUGUCUAGUAAUUUGAUGUGCUGUUUGGUGAGACAUAGCAAUGCUGUAAAAUGUGAACUUGUGAGUGUGUGGAGCUAUGUAAUAUGCUUAUUAGUUAUUGGUGAGAUGUGACCUAUCAGACAUAAGUAUUAGACUCACCUUGUUGUUGACCUAUUCCGGGCUAUGAGAGUUUGUUUAGUCACCUCCACUAAAUUGUGUGUAAGCACAGCCAGUUGUGUUUCUGUAAAUUAUUGACAUGUAUGUAUUUAAUUUGCAAUUAAAGAUAAAUCGGUAAUGA
This is a messenger RNA of Biomphalaria glabrata, 7823 nucleotides long. RefSeq lists its product as uncharacterized. The record is from RefSeq and is a predicted model, not a curated record. The coding region runs from base 316 to 4287 and encodes 1323 amino acids. The transcript is spliced from 5 exons. Gene Ontology annotation, biological process: regulation of transcription by RNA polymerase II. Gene Ontology annotation, cellular component: nucleus. Gene Ontology annotation, molecular function: RNA polymerase II cis-regulatory region sequence-specific DNA binding; DNA-binding transcription factor activity, RNA polymerase II-specific. NCBI's taxonomy places the organism in Eukaryota, Metazoa, Mollusca, Gastropoda, Planorbidae.